This is a messenger RNA of Cryptomeria japonica (Japanese cedar), 1599 nucleotides long. RefSeq names its product serine/threonine-protein kinase OXI1. NCBI's taxonomy places the organism in Eukaryota, Viridiplantae, Streptophyta, Pinopsida, Cupressales, Cupressaceae. The transcript is spliced from 2 exons. Gene Ontology annotation, biological process: protein phosphorylation. The record is from RefSeq and is a predicted model, not a curated record. Gene Ontology annotation, molecular function: ATP binding; protein serine/threonine kinase activity. The coding region runs from base 109 to 1260 and encodes 383 amino acids. Gene Ontology annotation, cellular component: plasma membrane; nucleus; cytoplasm.
UGAUCUGGUUUAUAAAGUAAAUGGUUGGAAAGCACAUCUGCUUUGCUGUUGUUUAAAUGACCGCUUAUUGUUUGGAAAACUUGUAGAUUGACGCAUUAAACGCUGAACAUGAAGAUAAAUUUCGGCGAAGCCUCUGCCGAUGAUUUGGGGAUGGAAAUGGAGAUGGAGAUGGAGAUUGAAGAACUCAAGGCUGUGAAAGUGGUGGGCAAGGGAGCCAUGGGAACUGUGUUUUUGAUCCAAAAACGGGGUUUUGAUAGGCCUUUGGCUUUGAAGGCAAUGAGCAAAUCUGUUCUAGAGAAGCAGAAAGAUGGGUUGAAGAGAGCUCGGGUGGAAAAGGAGAUUUUGAGCAGUCUUAGACACCCAUUUUUGCCCACAUUGUUUGGUCAGGUGGAUACGGAGAAAAUUGUCGGGUGGGUUGUGGAUUACUGCUCUGGUGGUGAUUUGAAUGGCCUUAGGCGUCGGCAACCGGAGAAAAUAUUUUCAGAGAAUGUCAUUCGGUUCUAUGCCGCUGAGAUCAUAUUGGCGCUGGAACAUUUGCACAGCGUGGGCAUUGUCUACAGAGACCUAAAGCCCGAAAACGUCCUUGUGCAAGAGGACGGUCACAUUAUGCUCACCGACUUUGACCUCUCCGCGGUUCUUAGACCGCCAACGGAACCGCCACAGUCUCCAAAACGGCCGGGAAAGUUCGCGUUCAUGACAUCGUGCGUUACUAGCUCGGUUUCACGUGUUUCUCCCGUAAACAAAAAGCCCCCCAACACGAAAACAAAUUCUUUAGUGGGAACGGAGGAGUACGUGUCGCCGGAAAUGCUCGAAGGCGGCGGCCACGACUUUCCCGUCGACUGGUGGGCCUUCGGAGUUUUGCUCUACGAGUUGAGCUCCGGCAAAACGCCGUUCACGGGGGCGACGAGAAAAGAUACGUUUUACAACGUUCUGGUGAGGCAACCCCCGUUUUCCGGCCGCUGGACUCCGUUACGGGACCUCAUUCAGAGAUUGCUUAUAAAAGAUCCCAAACGGAGACUGGGUUUUAAUGGGGUUGAAGAAAUUAAAUCACACUUUUUUUUCCGAGGCCUCGAUUGGGAAUCUAUCGAGAUGCUUGUUAACGUCACUGCGCCGCCAUUUGUUCCUUCCCCCGUUUGCAUGGACGAUGUCGCCGCCAUGCAGCGCAUCGACGUCGAAAGACAUCUUCUUUACCGGGAGGACAGUAAAAAUGAAAUGUCUCAGUCUGAAGGAAACCAAACUGAUGUCUUUUCAGGGUUUUAGAAACGGGGUUGUUUAGUUUUGAAAGGUUUGAGCACCAGGAGAGAGUCACGCAGUAUUUUUUGUGUUGGUGACUCUGAUCAUGAGUCUGUUUUGUAAAGAUAUAUGAUCGACUUCCUUCAUGACUGUACUUCUGGAUUUCCCCAAGGGACAAUCUCCACCUUUGUAUGCGGCAAAGGCUUCAUAACGCUGACAGGGCAAAUAGAUGACUGCUUAGACCAUUCGCUCUGCUUUCUUAACUAAAGGUCUAAAUAAUUGCCAUUUGCCUUCACACUUUGUGAUAUAUAUACUAAAAUGUUUAUUCUUAUAUUUCAUGACUGGAAUGCAUAUGUCAGAUUUUAA